AGCCGGCGGCGUCCAUUGGUUUUUUUCCUUCCCCGGUUACUGCUGCCGCCGCUCCCCGGCCUGUGGCUCGCAGCACCGGCCCGCCGGAGCCCUGCCGGCCGGAGGUGAGCGCCGUGAGCCUUCUCGCCUUGUCGCCCGGUCGGAACUAUCGCCCUCCGCGCGGCCGUGAGGAGGCUGAGGCUGCCGCUUCCCCCCGCUCCCGGCCUGCCGGCGUGGGGUGCCUCUCCUGCCCGUUUCCUUCCUCCCCGGGGAAAUAAUGAAAAAAGUGUGCCACAACUCUUGAUCAGAGACCUGACGUUUGAGAAGAAGUCACUAGCUAAGCUCAUGUUUUCUCCUGAUCAAGAAAAUCAUCCAUCAAAAGCACCAGUCAAAUAUGGUGAACUGAUUGUAUUGGGGUACAAUGGGUCUCUCCCAAAUGGAGACAGAGGAAGAAGGAAGAGUAGGUUUGCUUUAUUUAAAAGGCCCAAGGCAAAUGGGGUGAAACCCAGCACUGUGCACAUUGCCUGUACCCCUCAAGCAGCAAAGGCAAUAAGUAAUAAGGACCAACACAGCAUAUCUUACACUUUGUCUCGGGCCCAGACAGUAGUAGUUGAAUAUACACAUGACAGCAACACAGAUAUGUUCCAGAUUGGUCGUUCAACAGAGAGUCCUAUAGACUUUGUAGUAACAGAUACAGUUCCUGGGAGUCAGAGCAAUUCGGAUACACAGUCUGUGCAGAGCACGAUAUCAAGGUUUGCCUGCAGGAUCAUAUGCGAGCGUAACCCUCCCUUUACAGCAAGAAUAUAUGCUGCAGGAUUUGACUCCUCAAAAAACAUUUUCCUUGGGGAGAAAGCUGCGAAGUGGAAGACGUCAGAUGGGCAAAUGGAUGGACUAACAACAAAUGGAGUUCUUGUUAUGCAUCCUCGUAAUGGAUUCACAGAAGACUCCAAGCCAGGGGUGUGGAGAGAGAUUUCUGUGUGUGGGAACGUGUUCAGCCUCCGUGAAACCAGAUCAGCCCAACAGAGGGGGAAAAUGGUGGAGAACGAGACGAACCAGCUGCAGGACGGCUCCCUGAUCGACCUGUGCGGCGCGACGCUGCUGUGGCGCACGGCCGAGGGCCUCUCGCGCACGCCCACCGUCAAGCACCUGGAGGCCCUGAGGCAGGAGAUCAACGCCGCCAGGCCGCAGUGCCCCGUGGGCUUCAACACCCUGGCCUUCCCCAGCAUGAAGAGGAAAGACGUGGUCGACGAGAAGCAGCCCUGGGUGUACCUGAGCUGCGGCCACGUGCACGGCUACCACAACUGGGGCAACAAAGAGGAGAGGGACGGCAAGGACCGCGAGUGCCCCAUGUGCCGCUCGGUGGGCCCCUACGUGCCCCUGUGGCUCGGGUGCGAGGCGGGCUUUUACGUGGACGCCGGGCCGCCCACUCACGCCUUCAGCCCGUGCGGACACGUGUGCUCGGAAAAGACGACUGCCUACUGGUCCCAAAUCCCCCUCCCUCACGGCACUCACACUUUCCACGCGGCCUGCCCCUUCUGCGCGCAUCAGCUGGCUGGCGAGCAGGGUUACAUCAGGCUCAUCUUCCAAGGGCCUCUCGACUAACGCAGGUGUUCCCCCGAGGACUGAUAAGCUAAGCGAUUCCCGUUUUUAAACCGACUGUUUUUUCCUAUUCUCUGGGCUUUGCUGGUUUGCGUUAAGAUGAAGAAAUUUUGGGGGUUUGUUUUUGGGUUUUUUUGUUUUUUGUUUUUUCCUCUUCGUUACAACGGCUAAAUCCCUCUUUAUUGAGAGAAGUCUGGAAAUAGAAGAAAUAGGGGGAGACCUCCUGCUUUUUUUUUUUUUUUUUUUUUAGUUAAUAACUACUUCUGAAGAGGUGAGGGAAGUGUUGUAGAGUGAACUUCAAUGCCUUCGGUUUAAUGGUUUUUGAAUCACGUGCCCACAGUGUUUGAAAGGCGUUUCAUUCUUUUUGUAUAUGGAGGGUAAAUAGUUCAAAGAACAUUAGUUUACAGCUUGGAUGCAAACAUUGUAAAAUAUAACGUGUAUAUUAACUCUUUUCUAUUUAUCUUUAUUACUGAAAAUAUUUAGAACGUUUAGAGAGUAGCUUGGUCAUAGCGUGUUACAUCCAGCAAUUGGAUGUGUAGAGUAGCUCUGGAUGGAGAAGAACGUGGGAUGAAAAUGGUAGAAAAAUCUUUUAAUCUAAAAUACUGAGUUCUUAGAAUAGUUAAAACGCUUUUUAAACAAAGCUAAUGCAAACUAUGACGGCAUAAAGUUGUGCUUUAACUGUGUUGAAAGGUAGCUGAGAAGGACUUCUUAAAAUGUCUUUUUGGUAGGAGUGUACUUAAGAUCUGGUUAUGAGGAGAAUAUUUACCAGACUCUUCAAAUAUGCAACUUAGUCUAGAUUAAGGAUUUUUUUUUUUUUUUUUCCUCCCUUCACGCUAACACUUCUCUUUAUUUAGCAUUAGUGACAUUUGUGAGGGUUUUUCCAAUGGUAAACGUGCACAGACCAGAAAGAUGAGGCUUCUUCUGUCCCUUGCAGUUUUGGGGGUGGGAGGGGACAAGGGGAGACGCGGACACGUGCGUGGGGAGCGGUUUGUGACCCGGCCACGGUCCCGGCGUGGGAGGCGUUUGUCAGCUGGGGGGAACCUCAGGCCUGGCCUUUGCCCCUCUGCCAGCUGCAGGUGCACAUCUGGAGCAGAGGUGGAGCCUGGUGGCGCGGGGAUGUGGUGCCUGUGUCCCUGCAGCCUCGGAGGGCUGGGCUGGGCUGGGCUCGGACCCUCAGCGCGAGGUGCUGCCGUGGGCUCCGGUUACUGAUCUCUCUGCUCUCCCCUUCCUUCCCCUCUCUACCCACCAGAGAAGACCAGUGCACUACAUGCAGCUCUGCUGCCAGCCCACUGUGCUUCGUGGCAGCCUGACCUUUUUAGGAUUGAGUUCAGCUUUUUGGGCCAGCUUUGUACCUUUUUUUUUUUUUUUUUUUUUUUAAUAUGUACUGUAUAAUUGACAGUAACAAUUUUCUGUACUUUAUAGCGAAGCUUUCGUUUUUCUUUCGAAGCUGUUCCGAAAUUUUCUUUGUUUAAAGAGACCUGUGUUGCUUAGAUGUCAUGAAUUACUUACUUUGACUGUCAAUUAUUUCUCCAUUUUUUAAAAAAGAAGUGAUAUAUAUUGUUUGGUUCACUCAGGAAAUGCAUGUGUCAGGAAACCUGUACUAUAAGUUCAGUUAGCUGUCAUGUACAAGUAACUGCUGUUACUCCCUUUCCAUAGAAAUAUAACUGAUUUUGACAUUUUCCAGAUUAUAUGAAUUAAGUAAUGAAACUUAUGCAGCAAGAAAUCCCUGUAUUGUAGUUGUUCUAAUCAUCUUAUUCAAAGUAUAGUAUACUGUAGUUUUAAUUUUUAUUUGCAAAUUAAUUUAUUUAAACUACGUGAGUAAACACUUUUCAAAAACA
Molecule: messenger RNA, 3416 nt
Organism: Hirundo rustica (Barn swallow)
Lineage: Eukaryota; Metazoa; Chordata; Aves; Passeriformes; Hirundinidae
Gene: PELI1
Product: pellino E3 ubiquitin protein ligase 1
Exons: 7
Coding region: 325-1581 (418 amino acids)
Biological process (GO): regulation of Toll signaling pathway; protein K48-linked ubiquitination
Molecular function (GO): protein binding; ubiquitin protein ligase activity
Source: RefSeq, a predicted model, not a curated record